Molecule: messenger RNA, 1496 nt
Organism: Prosopis cineraria
Lineage: Eukaryota; Viridiplantae; Streptophyta; Magnoliopsida; Fabales; Fabaceae
Exons: 11
Coding region: 242-1273 (343 amino acids)
Biological process (GO): intracellular signal transduction
Molecular function (GO): protein serine/threonine kinase activator activity
Source: RefSeq, a predicted model, not a curated record
GAGUUGGGAAAUAAAAAAUGAGAAGCUUUCGAAAAUUCAUCUCCCUCUGUGAAUCGAAGCUCGCAAUGAUUCACAAUGGCGAUGAGUGAUCGAUAAUUACGAUCAGAAAAUUUCGGAAGAAGAAGCAAUUCCAUCAUCAUCAGCUGCAUAUUUCGUCCGAAGAUCAACAGGUAAGAAAGAGGCAAACAAAAAGGGAAAGGGAGAAGAGAACGAGAGGAAGUUCAUUGGGGAACCGAUUAUCAUGUCGUUCUCUUUCUUCAAGGCGAGGCCUAAAACGCCACAGGAGGUGGCCAAGUCUACCAGGGAGAGUCUUAAUGCUCUCGAUACCAAGACUGUUGUUGAAGUUAAAGCUCUCGAGAAGGCUUUAGAGGAAGUUGAGAAGAAUUUUGUGACAAUGAGGUGCAUGCUUUCUGGGGAUGGGGAAUCAGAACCAAACAUGGAUCAGGUUACCCAGCUAGCAGAUGAAGUUUGCAAAGAGGAUGUUGUUGAUCUUCUAAUUCACAAGCUGCCAACUCUGGGUUGGGAAGCAAGAAAAGAUUUAGUACACUGCUGGUCCGUAUUGUUGAAACAAAAGGUUGAUUCCAAAUACUGUUGUGUAGAAUACCUUGAACAACACUCUGAGUUACUGGACUUUCUUGUGGUAUGCUAUGACAACAAGGAAAUUGCAUUGACCUGUGGACUGAUGUUGCGGGAAUGUGCCAAAUUUCCAACGCUUGCAAGAUAUAUAUUGGAGUCUGCAAGCUUCGUGUUGUUCUUUAAAUUUGUAGAGUUGCCUACCUUUGAUGUUGCUUCUGAUGCUUUUUCUACUCUUAAGGAUCUUCUUACUAAACAUCAAGAAGUGGUGUCUGAAUUUUUGACAGCUCAUUAUGAUGAGGACUUAUUGUUCCAGUUCUUUGAUUUAUAUGAGAAAUUGUUGACAUCUCCUAAUUAUGUCACAAGGAGGCAGUCUUUAAAGCUUCUCUCAGAGUUUCUUUUGGAGGCUCCAAAUUCCCAAAUAAUGAAACGCUACAUCUUAGAAGUUCGUUACCUGAAAGUCAUGAUGACAUUGUUGAGGGACUCAAGUAAAAACAUUCAGAUAUCUGCUUUCCACAUUUUCAAGGUUUUUGUUGCUAAUCCUAAUAAACCACGAGAGGUAAAAAUUAUAUUGUCAAAGAACCGGGAGAAGCUGCUGGAAUUGCUUCGUGAUCUCUCUCCUGGAAAAGGUUCAGAAGAUGAGCAAUUUGAAGAGGAAAAGGAGCUUAUCAUGAAGGAAAUUGAAAGAGUAUCGUGCUGAGUUAUUCACUGAUCUACCAGCUACAUUGAUUUUUUCUUUUUCCUUUUUGGUGGUCAAUUUGAUGUAAGUGACGUCAUAAUUCAUAUUGCUGCUUGUGAACAACUAAUGUGUGAAUGAAUGGUCCAAUAGUUUUUCAGUCGACAAGGUGAAAAAAAGAGCUCAUAUUUUUGUGAUAUGUAAACUGUAUUAGAAGUAUUAAUAUUUAAUACAGCCGUUCCAGAUA